Messenger RNA from Prunus dulcis (almond), 971 nucleotides. RefSeq names its product protein disulfide isomerase pTAC5, chloroplastic-like. The transcript has 6 exons. Bases 1 to 711 code for a protein of 236 amino acids. The record is from RefSeq and is a predicted model, not a curated record. NCBI's taxonomy places the organism in Eukaryota, Viridiplantae, Streptophyta, Magnoliopsida, Rosales, Rosaceae.
AUGUUGUUUGAAUUCUCAUUUAGAAUGCCUAACAUCGACGGCUUGUUGCAGGUUUUAACGGAGAAAAAUCUGAUAGCGGAGACAAGGUCGAGUUCCAGAGCCAUAGAAUUCGACCAUAUCCAGGAGGAGAUUGAGGAGGUGUCUGCCGUUCCAGAAGCGAAGGAGAAGAAGAAGAGCAGAAAUGCUUUGAGGAAGGGGUUGGGAGGUGAAGAGGUCCGAGCUAUGCAGGAAGCAUUGCAAAAACUAGGAUUUUACUCGGGUGAGGAAGACAUGGAGUCUUCCAGCUUCUCAAGCGGGACCGAACGUGCUGUCAAGACUUGGCAAGCCUCCUUAGACGCCCCUCAAGAUGGCAUAAUGACUGCAGAACUUCUUGAACGGCAGCACAAAUUGAGGGUCUGGAUAACAAAGGAAGAUACAAAUGGAGCUGCAGUUACUUCUGCAACAGAAAUUUCAGAGGUCCAGCAAACACUUGUGAAAGAUGGUGUUACAGAAGUAGAGGUAUCUGAGCAUCGUGUUUUUCUCCUUGGAAAGAACCGCUGGGAAGAUUCUUCUAGACUUAGCAGGAACCAAAAAAAAGAAGGUGAAAGCAAGACAAUGAAUACCACAACAAGGUGUCUUACUUGUCGAGGGGAGGGUCGCUUAUUGUGCACAGAAUGUGAUGGAACAGGCGAGCCAAACAUUGAAGAACAGGUCAGAGGUUUCAAACAUUGAAGUUUUAAUUAUUUUGUUAAAUGACAGCAGUUCUUGGAUUGGCUUGGAAGAAUGGCCCGUUUUACAUCAACGACACUCUAGGUGAGUUUGCAACUUUUGUUCUUUAGCUUCUUUGAGCCUUUUGGGAAAAGGAAAAAAAAGCUUGAUUCUGUACAAGGAUGUUUAAGUUCUCUAGCAUGCUACAUGCUCUAAUUAUACCGCCUUAGCCAACUGACCUAACUCAUAUCUACAUUUCAACAAAUUGAUAUAUUAAAAAAGUG